Molecule: messenger RNA, 2461 nt
Organism: Cryptomeria japonica (Japanese cedar)
Lineage: Eukaryota; Viridiplantae; Streptophyta; Pinopsida; Cupressales; Cupressaceae
Product: putative pentatricopeptide repeat-containing protein At5g43820
Exons: 3
Coding region: 232-1965 (577 amino acids)
Molecular function (GO): protein binding
Source: RefSeq, a predicted model, not a curated record
GAAGACCCUUUCCCCUAUUUAUACUCUGCAUCGUCGCGUGUAAACUCGGAAAAGUUAUUCCAGCUGAGGGAAUAUAACAACAGGAAGCUAGUUUUCCUUUUUUAAUCACAGGAUAUAGAUCUAUAGAUCGCCGUGAGGAAUGAUGGGAGUUCUCCAUUCCAUUUGUGGAAGAACAUAUUCAGGACCUUCGCCAUUUUAUUUUACCUUCACUAAGUACGAGGAUUGCAAGCGAUGGCUGCCAGAGGUAAGAUUUUGUGGGUUAUGGAUAUCUGUGUUGAUUGGACGAGGCGACCAAAAUCUAGAUGUUUGCUUUUGAAAUGGUGUUCAUUAGAACCUAAAUCACAUUUGCACCAAUGCCCACAAUCUAUUGCCAGAUCCAGCAGUGUUAAAGAAGGCACUGCAGAUAAUUCAGACAUUAAUCAAUCAAUUGUUGCAGAGGAGGAGGACAAAUUGAUUUCAUUAGAAGAAAGAGAAAUGGAUUCACGCCCAAAAAUGCAAAACCAAUAUGACGAAUUGUUAUCAAGGCAUAGUUCUACUGUCCCAUCGAGAAAAGUGACGGGUAUAGAUGACCAGCUUACUGAUUAUGAAAAAAUUUGCGGGGUGUUUCUUCAGAAGCUCAAAGGCAAAGCUGCUGUGGAAGCUGCUUUUGCGCAGACCGGCGUGAUAUUAACUUCCGAAACAAUUGAAAGAGUGGUGAAAAGGGCGAGUCUAAGUGGGCAGGCUCUCCUCACUUUCUUUAGAUGGGCUGGUAAGCAGCCCAAUUGCCAGCACAACUUGAAUUCAUACAAUGACAUGCUCAGUGGCUUAGGAAGAAGGAAGUACUUCGAUCAAAUGGAGGGAGUGCUGCACCAAAUGAAUACACAGGGUCCCUCACCCACAUUCAAAACAAUAGACAUUGUCAUGACCAGGUAUAUCAAGGGAAAUCGAAUUGCUGAAGCAGUUAAAACUUUUGAUAGGAUGGAGGAAUUCGGUUUGAUGGCCGAUACAGCAGUCUUAAACACGUUGCUGCAUAGGCUUUGCCAGGAUAACCAUACUGGGUCCGCACAUUGUUUACUCAACAAAAUGAGAAAAAAAAUCCGUCCAGAUAAUAUCACUUACAGCAUAAUAAUAGGUGGUUGGGCGAAACAGGGAAGAAUAAAAGAGAUAUAUAGGACUUUGAAAGAUAUGAGUGAACUGAACCUUAAGCCUGACUGCAUAACCUAUAAUUAUGUUCUUGAGGGUUUGUUCAGGGCUGGAAGAAAUAUUGCUGCUGUCAAGCUUCUGAAAAAUAUGUCAGUAAAAGGUUGCUCUCCAACCACAACUACCUAUAAUACAGUGAUUAAACAUUUAUGCUUAGGAGGAAGCCUAAAUGAGGGGCUUACAUACUAUAAUGAAAUGUUAGCCAAGGGUUGUAAGCCUAAUAAUACAACUUACAGUUUGUUGAUUAGGUUUUUAAUAAAGGCUCGUAGAGUUGCCGAGUCCCUUGAAUUUUUCAAUCUUAUGCUGGAAGGUGGCGUUAUACCUGAAGUUGGAACAGUUAAUUCCUUUAUUGAACCUUUGUGUAAAUUUGGUCCUCCUGAUGCUGCCCUGCAAUUCUACAAACAAAUGAAACUAGUGGGUUGCGAUCCUAACUCGAAAACCUAUAAAUUGCUGCUAAUGAGGCUGGGAAGAUUUGGCUUUUGGGAUCAAAUGAUGAAACUUUGGCACGAGAUGGAGGAAAGUGGGUGGACUUCUGAUGUCGAAGUCUACACUUAUAUUGUAAAUGGGUUCUGCAAUGGAAGAAAGUUAGAUGAAGCUGCUUACUUCAUGGGAGAAGCACUAAGCAAAGGAUUUUGUCCAGGGCGAAUUAUAUGUUCCAAGCUCAUUCACAAGUUAAUAAGAGCUAGGAAAGCUGAGGUGGCGUACAAUAUCUUUCGCAAACUUAAAGAUGCACGCAGAAAUGAUAAGAUUAAGAGAAUUCAGCGUUCAAGGGGUUGGCAAUACUGAACUGGAGUGAUUUAUAUCUGUAAAUCAUUCUUUGUUUGGCAUAAGAGGUGGGAAGUGGUUGAUCCUACUUUGCCGUAAAGAUGUAGCUGAGGUCAUCAUAAACAGGUAUAAAUUGUUGGGAUUUCCAAAGCCCAUAAAAAAAAUUGUAUCUCUGGUGUUUGGUCUUACUGCAACUCUGAGGACCCAGAAUUGAACUAGAACUCUCAUGGACAGAGCCAAAGCUGUAAAAUUUGGAUAGAACUCUUUUUGUCACAGAGCUGGGUUAUGAUCACAAUUUUAUCUUCCGAGGGACAAGAAAGCAAAGCAUAUACUGUAAGUUCAAAAUGAGAGAAAACAACCUAUAAUGCAUAUCCGUUCACUAUUUAGCUUAGUUACAUAAUCCAUUUCGGAAGGCUAAUUUUUGCAAGAAAGAAUCUCGUGGCAAACAGAUAUGGCUAUCACACGAUGUUUUAAUUUCUUUUUUUAGUUUAUGACAUGAUGAUAUGAGCAAUGGAGA